AUGAUACCUAACAAUGUUCUCGUUCUUGGGCCGCCAAAAACAGGAAAGGUUCGGUUAGCUCAACAUAUUACAAAAGAUUUGGAUACGAGUACAAUUCCAGAUAACUCGCAUUCGGGCCUAAUAUACAACUGUGAUCUCAAGACGAAGUACUUCUCCACACAGUUAAACCUUCUAUUAGAGGAAUUUCCGGAAGAAAGGCCUCAUAAAAGUGAAGAGUGUCUUGAGAGCCUUACCGAAUGGAAUGAAGCCUUCAAAUCAGACGAAUACCAAGAGCUCAGAGAGGCCCUAGACGGUAUCAUAUUCACCAUAGAUCCGGAAUGCGUUUCUACUGACGAGUGGGCAGAGCUUUUAAAUAUCUAUUCCCAAGUCCGUGAUGGUCUAGAUACCAGCUGCUUCGCAGUGGUAAUGGCUGCAAAAGCAGAAAAGAAAGAUGAGGUGAAACUUGAACAAUUCGAGGACGAAUGUAUCCAGUAUGGAAUUGAGUUUGUCUACGAAGGUGAAUCAGGAAUCAAUGAAUUCAAGGAGAAGCUAGGAAAGGAUAGGGUGCUUGAAAUUCUUGAAACACACGAAUGGUCUAACAUUUCCUCUUCAGAGCCAGAGGAAUACGUCAAACACAAGGAAAGUAAAAUAGAUGACAUGACGCGAGGACUUCUCGAGUCCGAAGGUGACGAAAGUAUGCCAUUGGACCAGCUCAUGGAUAAACUACGGUUAGAAAGGUCAAAGGUUGAGGGAAUGGCACCAGAGGAAAAAGAGAGUUACGUGAAACAGGUUAUGGAAGAACUUAUAGAUUACAUAUAA
Molecule: messenger RNA, 798 nt
Organism: Candidozyma haemuli
Lineage: Eukaryota; Fungi; Ascomycota; Pichiomycetes; Serinales; Metschnikowiaceae
Exons: 1
Coding region: 1-798 (265 amino acids)
Biological process (GO): vesicle-mediated transport
Molecular function (GO): protein-macromolecule adaptor activity
Source: RefSeq, a predicted model, not a curated record